GCGUUACCGAGACGCUGUAACGGAAAUGACGGCGGGUUUGCGCCGGUGGCGCGAUGGAACAGCAGCAGCAGCAGCAGCAGCAGCUGAGAAAUUUGCGGGACUUCCUGUUGGUCUACAAUCGCAUGACCGAACUCUGCUUCCAGCGCUGCGUGCCCAGCCUGCACCACCGAGCUCUGGACGCUGAAGAGGAGGCCUGUUUGCACAGUUGUGCUGGGAAGCUGAUCCAUUCUAACCACCGCCUCAUGGCCGCUUACGUGCAGCUCAUGCCGGCCUUGGUACAGCGCCGCAUCGCAGACUACGAGGCUGCUUCAGCUGUGCCUGGUGUUGCCUCUGAACAGCCGGGAAACUCACCACCUGGCAGUUAGCCAUCCCUAACUCGAGAAGACGAGGCGCUGUGUGGACCCUCAGAUUGAAGGAGCCAGUGGACCUGAGCUGAGUGAAGCCUGUAUAGAGUGAGGUUGUUACUUGAGAGCUGGGUACCAUUGCUCCUCCUGGAGCCAAAUAAACCCACUUAUAUACUCUU
This is a messenger RNA of Condylura cristata (star-nosed mole), 523 nucleotides long. It is a transcript of the gene TIMM10B, whose product is annotated as translocase of inner mitochondrial membrane 10 homolog B (yeast). The record is from RefSeq and is a predicted model, not a curated record. Gene Ontology annotation, cellular component: mitochondrial intermembrane space chaperone complex. The transcript has 3 exons. NCBI's taxonomy places the organism in Eukaryota, Metazoa, Chordata, Mammalia, Eulipotyphla, Talpidae. The coding region runs from base 54 to 365 and encodes 103 amino acids.